ACUAAGAGUUCGGUACCUUGCUUACUGGGAUUCAAUUGUUCACAUUGAUAAAACAAUGCAGCAUCCAUUGGAGAUGGGCGCUCAUUACUAUCCGCCAGAAGUGCACCCUGACCACAGGUCGCACCGAUACCGGAGUUUCAUGAUCGAGGAGAUUCUAACGGACCACCCAGACCACAAGGUGUCUGCCCCGGCAGGGGAGCUGCUCAAGUUCGGAGUACAGGCUCUUUUGUCGGCACGGCCGUACCACAAUCACCUAGUUCUGAAGGCAGACCAGACCAGUAUCCUUAAGUUUCCAAUGUCACCACUGUCAUGUUCGCUCGGCGCGCCUUUGGGAUCGGCGCUCCUAUCUGGGGCUUCGGGUCUGCAGGUCGGCUCGGCGUCUCAUCACCUGCCGCUGGACCUCCACCUUCGCAGUAAACUGGACCCCGGAGGAGACGGAGGAAAUAAGUCAAAAAAAGGCAGGAGGAGUCGAACUGUCUUUACCGAACUUCAGCUCAUGGGCCUGGAGAAAAGAUUUGAGAAACAAAAGUAUCUGUCAACGCCAGACAGAAUAGACCUUGCGGAGUCACUGGGCCUUAGUCAACUGCAAGUAAAAACAUGGUAUCAGAACAGAAGAAUGAAGUGGAAAAAAAUCGUCUUACAAGGUGGCGGACUGGAGUCACCCACUAAACCCAAAGGCCGACCAAAGAAAAAUUCAAUCCCCACAAGCGAGCAGCUGUCAGAGCAGGAGAGGUCGCGAGACGCGGACCGCCAGUCCGAUGGCUCCUCCUCGUCGCAUUCUGACAUCAAUCAAGAGGAAUAG
Megalops cyprinoides (Indo-Pacific tarpon) is the source of this 802-nucleotide messenger RNA. It is a transcript of the gene barx1, whose product is annotated as BARX homeobox 1. Gene Ontology annotation, biological process: regulation of transcription by RNA polymerase II. Gene Ontology annotation, cellular component: nucleus. Gene Ontology annotation, molecular function: RNA polymerase II transcription regulatory region sequence-specific DNA binding; DNA-binding transcription factor activity, RNA polymerase II-specific. The transcript has 4 exons. Lineage: Eukaryota; Metazoa; Chordata; Actinopteri; Elopiformes; Megalopidae. The record is from RefSeq and is a predicted model, not a curated record. Bases 56 to 802 code for a protein of 248 amino acids.